This is a messenger RNA of Sclerotinia borealis F-4128, 1248 nucleotides long. The record is from the annotation of a GenBank genome assembly. NCBI's taxonomy places the organism in Eukaryota, Fungi, Ascomycota, Leotiomycetes, Helotiales, Sclerotiniaceae.
AUGUAUCCUACAAGAAGACCUCCUCCAUUUUAUCCUCCUAGUACAGCCGAAAGAAACAGUCUAGGAUAUCAGAGUAAAGUUCGAGUUGUUGAUCAAUACAAAGUUAUUGGUUUCAUCAGUUCUGGUACAUAUGGACGAGUUUAUAAAGCCGUUGGACGAGAUGGGCGACCGGGGGAAUUCGCCAUCAAGAAGUUCAAGCCGGAUAAGGAAGGAGAACAAAUCCAAUAUACGGGUAUAUCUCAAUCAGCAGUUCGAGAGAUGGCACUCUGUUCUGAAUUAAGUCACAUGAAUGUCAUCCGUCUCGUUGAGAUUAUUCUCGAAGACAAAUGUAUCUUCAUGGUUUUCGAAUAUGCCGAACAUGACCUUCUCCAGAUUAUCCAUCAUCACACCCAACCUACUCGCCAUCCUAUCCCCCCUCCGACUGUCAAAUCCAUAAUAUUUCAACUUCUCAAUGGCUGUCAAUAUCUUCACGCCAAUUGGGUACUCCACCGUGAUCUCAAACCUGCAAAUAUCAUGGUAUCUUCCUCGGGUGAAGUGAAAAUUGGUGAUCUAGGUCUUGCUCGCCUUUUCAAUAAACCAUUGCAUUCCCUCUUCUCGGGUGACAAAGUUGUCGUCACGAUCUGGUAUCGAGCUCCCGAACUCUUAUUGGGUUCAAAGCAUUACACUCCAGCAAUCGAUAUGUGGGCUAUUGGCUGUAUCUUUGCAGAACUACUAUCUCUGAGGCCAAUCUUCAAAGGCGAAGAAGCGAAAAUGGAUAGUAAAAAAACGGUACCCUUCCAGAGAAACCAAAUGCAAAAGAUUGUUGAUAUAAUGGGAUUACCUACCAAGGAGAGAUGGCCACAUUUGGUACAUAUGCCGGAAUACUCACAACUUUCCACUCUUUCGGCAAAUGGACAUGCAAAAGCUGGAUACUCGAGUCUAGAAAAAUGGUAUUAUCAAACUAUAAAUGCUUCUUCCACGUCUGUCCCGGUGUCGAAUUUGAACCUAGGUGCUGAAGGGUAUAAAUUGUUAAGCAGUUUACUGGAAUAUGACCCUGAGAAACGAUUAACAGCACAAGCGGCAUUAACACAUCCAUUUUUCAGUACGGGGGAUAAAGUUAGUGCCAACGUUUUUGAGGGGGUCAAGACGGAGUAUCCGCAUAGGAGGGUUAGUCAGGAUGACAAUGAUAUCCGGACUGGGAGUUUGCCUGGCACAAAGAGGAGUGGAUUGCCGGACGAUUCAAGACCUGCAAAACGAUUGAAGGAAUAA